Messenger RNA from Schistosoma haematobium, 18926 nucleotides. RefSeq lists its product as uncharacterized. The transcript is spliced from 16 exons. Gene Ontology annotation, cellular component: membrane. Lineage: Eukaryota; Metazoa; Platyhelminthes; Trematoda; Strigeidida; Schistosomatidae. The record is from RefSeq and is a predicted model, not a curated record. The coding region runs from base 5839 to 7275 and encodes 478 amino acids.
CAUGGUAGGACCUUGAGGAACGGUUGUUCCAGCCAGUAUAGCUCGGUUGCUUCAUCACGAUAGGCAAGCCCGACCACCACGUCAAGGUAGCAACAACGGUCGGGGAGUUCAAAAUUACUUUAUACCUUUCUUUCUACAAACUAGUUCUUUCUCUCUGUAUCAUAUCCUUAUAUGCUAUUUUUAUCUACAUAUAUCGCUACUAUUGAAGUGACUGGUUCUAUGAAUUUGGUGUUGACCUAGUUGUAAUAAUGAGAUAUGGGAACUUGGACCGAUGCAUCUGUAUAUGCCUGUCUCUAUAUUGUGGAUGACUGACCGAAUUAUUUUUCGUAGUACUGUACUUUCUAGGUUCUACAAAUCCUUGAGUUUCUUAUGUUAAAAAGUAUAUCAUACUUUAGAAACUUAGUAAGUAAACAAUUGUAUAUGUUUAUAUGUAACCACAUACUUUUCUAUACAGGUUGUAACGACGUACUUGGGAUAUGGCAUAUGUCUUGUUGUCGGUCUUCUAUUUGCUAUUUUUAUGCCCCUUGUUGGAAUCGUUUUCUUCUGUGCUCGGUGCUGUGGAAAAUGUGGUGGACGUGUACAAUUUGUAGAUUCCAAACACGAUCCCUGCAAACGAGUUGUAUACACAGUGUGCCUAGUCUUAAUUGUGACUUUCCAAUUGGCUGCUGUUGUUUUGGCUUUCAUCAAUCACUACUUAUUUCAUGAAGCUUUGGUCAGCAGAGACCCGCGCAUAGGUGCUUUUAGUCAAGCUAACCUUAGCCUUGUUGAGUUUGAAGAGGCUCUAAAAGAUAUGGUACAGAUGGCAAAGAAUACUUCCUCAACAGAUCUUAGUAAACAAAAAGAACGCUUCAUGCGAAUUGUAGAUGAUAGCCUUGUCAGUUUUCAAGAAGAUUUUACCAAACUGUCUCAAGCGAAUAAUGUAUCUGAUGCAAUUUCAGAAUUUCAAACAACUGCACGAGCUUUCCUCCCUGGAUCUGAGGCAAUCGCACAAAUCAGUUACUUUAACCAUUCACUUUACGAAGUGAUCUCUGAAUUACCUACCAUUCGUCAGGGUUUAACUGAUACAUUGAAUACAGGUUGUCCCAUUGAUAAGAUCAUUGAAUGCCGAGAAUUGAUGGGACUGGCCAACGAUCAGUUAAAAAUUCGUGUUUCACCAAGUAUGUUCCAACUAGACGAAGCGAUUUUUAUUUCUAACCAAAUUCAACGGCAUCUUCCUGAUGUUGACUAUCUCAGUGAAGUAAGGAUUAUUAAUUUUAUCUCAGUUCAUUGUUACUAAUUAUUUUAAAAGAUUAUGUUUUCGGAUAACAUUACUUACAUGAAUAAAUUACUUGGUAUGUUUUUUUAACAAACUUCGAUAUUGAAUUCUUGUAUAUACACUUCUUCUACAUCCCCCCUCCUAGUAUCUCAGUAUUUCUGUAACAAUUCAACAGAACAUUUAUUUUAAAUUUGUAUCAUAUAUCGCCUUGUCUUCUGAAUCUGAUCGCGAAACGAGAUCAGCCUGAAAACUGAUAUCACGAAUAAAUGAAGUUAAAUUAAACAAUAAAUUUCUUUUGGUCUGUUGGUGGUAUUUAUGACAUAACUUGCCAAUUGAUCAACUUUCCUCUUACUAAACAUGUAUUUUAAAUCAGUAACCAAGUACGUAUGUUCUUGUAAUCCAUUUUAAACCAUCAUUUGUGUAAGGCCUAGUGAUACUAUUGUCUACGUAUUUUAGUCCCGCAGGGUUUGAACUUGGAACUGAGUAGCUGCAUCGACGGCCUGCUUGAAUAUCUGGGCUACCUGUUUCUUCCAUCUAAAUAUUUCAACAAGUUGUCUGUCUUUUUUUAAUUUUUGUUUUAACACCUCAUUAUGUCUACUAAUCGCAUAACCUAUGCAGGCGCGCUUAUGAAAAGCUUACGACCUUUCGCUGCACAAGUUGAAAAAAGUACAAUAAGAGACAUCGUGGUGGUUGGCAAUUCGCAUUGAAGAGAAUGACCAUUGAUCGUAUGUCGAUUCCCGAGCUGCUGAAUUCUAACUACCGAUCACUAAUUAACAAGGUGGACUAUUUUCAAUUCCUACUAAGUGAAAACGUGUAUCGUAAUUGUGUUGUCAUCAUAAUUCAAGAAUCUUGGUUAACUGAUUUACAGGACGAUUGCUUAGCAUCACUACAUGAUUUCAAUAUCUAUCGUCAGGAUCGAUCAAGCAAUAAAAAGAGGUGUGGCGGCUGUGUAAACAUGAAAUGGUGUCGAUCUACUUUUGCAUGUUUCAAGUUUUCCAAUGACUUUAUCGACUGUCUAACUUUAAGAUGUCCAAAACACCUGAAUAAGCACAAUUAUGUUUAUGUUACAAACAUCUACGUGACUACAGACUGCACAUCAUCUGGGCUAUCUGCUUUCGCUGAUGAAUUUGCUGUUACUGCCUUCAGUGUUUCACUUUCAAUUUUAUAUGGUGAUUUCAAUCCAUGUGACUGUAGCUUCCUUGCAUCACUAGGUCACCAAAAUGUAGUAGAUUUUCCUACUCGUUUGGAUGCUCAUUUUCAAUAAUUUGACUCGUAAACGUGCUCCAUUGUCUAGCGCGGAUCACUGUAUGAUUCAUGUUCUACCUAAAGUAUAUGAAAAGCAUGAAAAGAGUACAUUCUUACAUCAGACCAGGAAAGCCAAAUAUAGGAAUUACUCAAAAGAAAAUAUUCAAAAUCUGAGAAACAUGUUUCGUACGACUGUGAAUUAUUUACAGAUGACUCACUGGAAAACACUACUGAUAUUAUCACUUGUUAUCUUAAAUUCUGGUUUGAUAUUUGCUAUUCCACUGAAACCAUUUUUUAAAGUUUUGAUCGACUUACAUCUCCACAAGUAAGUCGACUACGGAGAGUAAAAAAAGAAUGUACAAGAAGAAAAACUAUUGAAGUUCGUAAGCUUAAUGGUCUAAUAAACCCAGAGAUUAGACGUCUCAGCUCUAUCUUUCUCAACUAAUCUCAUACCGAAAAUGUAGAGAAAGAUAAAGAUAAUCCCUAUACCUAAGAAAGUAUCUAGUGAUAAGAAUGUGAAAUUUAGACCCGUGGCAAUAACUUCACCUUUCCUCAAAACAAUGGAAAAAUUAUUGAUACUCUCACUUCAACCUGCAAUAAAAGAGCACAUUGAUCUGUAUCAGUUUGCUUACAAAUGCAAAUAAAGCGCCUUAGAUGCCGUUGCCGUUCUGCAUCACAAUAUAGUGUUCAACUUGGAAAAGGGUAAGAAGUAUGUUCGAUGCGCUUUUCUGGACUAUACUUCCGCUUUUGAUUCUAUUCCAAGACAACUUUUACUUAACAAGGUAAUCAGCGUCAACACUGACAGCUGGAUAACCAAUUGGAUAUGUUCCUACCUCUCUGAAAGAGAACAGUACACUGUGUUUAGAGGAAACUGUUCAGCGUCUCUACUGUCUCAUCAAGGUGUGUCACAAGGAGCUGUUCUUUCACCUCUUCUUUUUCUUUUUUCUGCAUGAUCUGCCAUCUUCCACAGAAAACACUUUUGUGAAGUAUGCGGACGAUCUCAUUGUAUGUAUGCCGAUUUCUAUCUCUUUACAUCCCAUAGAAAUAAAUGAGUUUUUGUCUCGUGUUGAAUCUUGGGCGAGACUCUAAUUUAAGGACGAGCCAAUCAGAAGCGUUUGAGCAAUUUCAAGGUCACGGAGCCAAGUUCAACACGUGAUGCUAACAUACGAUCGGGUUACAGCGGAUUUUAGAAAAGAGAUGAUUAUUGAGAGGCUACAACAGAUGGGACUAUCAAGAAGUUCUUGUACGUGCGACUGCGGUUAUCAAAUGACUGCAGCAAAGUGUGCAGACCACCGUGGUGAGAUUAUGUUUCGUUGUUCUUCAUGCUGGAGGAAAAAGUCUGCUCGAACGGGGACUUUCUUCGCUCGAUCGCGACUGACACUAAGGCAGAUCAUGAUAAUAGUGGCAAAUUGGGUAAUAAGGACACCAGUAACACUGACUGCGGCGUUUUCAGAUGUUACUGAAACUUCAGCAGUCCAGUGGUAUGAGUACUGCCGUGACAUAUGUGCAAGUAAAAUGACACGUCUACGCCAAUCAUUCGGAGGAGUAGGAUGCAUUGUGGAGAUAGAUGAAACGGUAGUAAGAAAGCGAAAAUACAAUAGGGGACGUAGUAUCAAGGAAGAAUGGGUAAGUAGCAUUUCCGUAAGUAUACUUGACAGGUACUUGGAAUUUAUGACCGAUAAACGCAACAGGAACAUUUUCAGAGGGUCAGAAACCGGAAAGCAAACACAAUAAUACCAAUUAUACAGGAAUACGUGCAGCCGGGCACAGCAGUAUAUACGGAUGAUUGGCGAGCUUAUAGGUGUCUACAUAGACUUGGAUAUAUACAUCAUGUAGUAGUGCACAAGCGCCAUUUCGUCGACCCUGCAACCGGCGUCCAUACUAAUAGUAUUGAAGCUAUGUGGUCCAGACUGAAGGAAUUUCUAAGACCAUACCACGGCUCUAGAGGACGACUGUUAUGGAGCCAUGUGGACGAGUUUCUAUACCGUAUGCAUUAUGAUUUCAGGACUUCUGAACCUUUAUCAAACCUUAACAAGUUUCUAAAUCAUGUAAAAGAAGACUAGCCACUAUAAUUCAUUACUUUCUUAUAAUAUAUUUUUACUUUAUACUAACUGUUUUCUGAUUGGCUAAUAAUUGUCAAGGUCAUUUAAGAUUCGUUCAAGGUUCGUCCCUAAAUUAGAGUCUCGCCUAAUCUUGGUUUGUUGUUAAUGAUCUCAUACUUAAUCCGUCAAAAUUUCAAGCUGUUAACUUUAGCAUGCGACAUGAACAGCACCUAAGCACCAUUUUGAGAUCCCAUAAUGCCUGUGCAAUUGGAGACUGAUAAAUAGUGUCGAAGGUCAAUUAUCUUGGCGUUACCUGUUCCUCUGACCUCUCUUGGUCUUCUCACGAUUUAUUGUUAUCGAAGAAGGUUUUCCGUCUGAGUUACUACAUAAAGAGGCUGCAUACUCUUGGGAUUACUCGAUAUUUACUCUUACAUUUUGUCAAUUCUUGCAUAUUACCUAUUAUUCUUUACUGUUCUCCAUUAUUCUUUCCCGGGCUUUUGAGAAAAGACUUUGCUGUGUUGUGGAGAGUGCUGAAAGCAGUUAGCAAGGUAUUUGAUGAAUCUUUUGAGGUCAUUAUUAAUAUGGUUGUGGAUAGACAUCUAAAGUCUUGCAAACUCCUGGCAGGUGUUGUCUUAUCAGAUACUAACCAUCUUCAUUCAUAUCUUUCUCCUUGUAUAUUUUCUGGUAGAACGAGAUGUAAAUACAUUAAAAUUCAUGCACGCAAGCAAAGGUCUAAAAGUUUUAUAAUACCUUACCUAGCAAAUAUACAGGUUGUUAGAGUUAACCUAGUCAAUAACCCGUAUUCUUAAACAUGUCUCUAAUUUGAAAAUUUGUACAGAUUUGGAUAUUUUUACACUUUUUUUUUUUUUUUUGUAAGAGAAACUUGUUGAAAUACUUCGUGCUGAGAAUUCUAUAUUGUACCAAAAUAUAAUACUGAAUAAAUCCAUUAAUAAUAGUAAUAAGUUAAGAGCUUCGACAUUUUGACAACUGCUCAAAUGUAUCAACUUGGUCUGAUUUUGCAGUAUGUGUUAUUCAAUGUUUUAUAUUUUGACUAUCAUGAAGUCCUCUGACAUCUGCAUUCUAACAUAUGCUUUUAUAAUUAUUCGGUAGUUCUCUUUUAGCUAAUAAUUCCUUUUUUUCCUAAUUUGUUUCAAUGUUAUCUAGUUUAAUGGAACUACCAACAAUCUGGCCGUAAAUGUGAAGCUUUCCAUUAGUGGUGAUCUGGAUCGUGCCUGGAACGAUUUAGCUCACUCUCCAAAGACACGAGAGAAACUAGCUAGUGUAUUCGAACAUAUUAUGGUUAACAUAAGCACCACUUUAAAAUUUAUUCGUGAUCGAAUUUCAUUGGAGAUUAAUGAAGAAGUAAAUGAUCAUUAUUUACGAGCUGUCGAAUAUGUGUUAUAUGGCGGAGUGGCUCUGCUGUGCAUUCCCAUUUUAAUUUUCCUGAUAUUAUAUCUUGGACUAUGUUUUGGCACUUGUGGUGAUCGUCCAUAUGAAGAGGCCGGUUUGUGUAAUCGGGGUGUCGGCGCCAAUUUUUUACUUGCAGGUGUAGGAUUCAUGUUUCUUUUCUCAACUAUCUUGAUGGUCUCUUGCAUGAUACCUUUCCUUUUUGGCGGAACUUUGCAAACUGAAGUCUGUCGAUAUCUGACUGGUCGCUAUCCAGAUGGUCCCCGAAAAAUGGACCAAUACGUUUUUCAAAGUUUGAAAUCAAUUUUUCUUGCCGUUCAAGGGUCACUACCGAACUCGUCCAAUUCUAGGACAUUUGAUGUUGAUAAAAAUGAACUAGAAGCUAUCAGACCAACGUUGGAUAUUAUUCGUUUUAAUCUGUCAGAUGCUAUUUUGACUCGAUGUGAAAACGAACCAUUCGUAGAAGCAAUCAGUACAGGAGAGUUCGUUUCCCCUAUACUUGCUGAUGCAGUUGACGGAAUUUUGCAAGGUCUCAUCGAGUCAUUUAAGAAAGUUGACAUAGAGUCUCCAUUUCGCCGUACUAUCGGGUCGUGUUUAGCAGCUUUUGAACGUCUCAAAUUUCUUUCUGCUGUUAAUUUCAAGGAAGCUAUCAACCAAGUCAAUACUCCACUAACGUUUAUUGACAAUCUCGGUGAAUUUGUGUCAAGAUUGAAGGCUUUAAAUAUGGAAUCUUUAGCUCCACAUAUUCAAACUCUUGUGAAUGGACCUGUGAAAUUAGAUGCCACUCGUGGUAACAUUUACACCUUGUUUGUCCGAUUCAAUAGUUUACCGGAUCAAAUGAAUUUUGUAAUUAACAAUCUUAAUAGAUACAAUCAAACGUUAUCUACUUCCAUCCAGUCUUCUAUGAAUCGUGGAGUUAACAGAUUCCAUUUACUUUUAACUAAAGAAUUACAAUUGGCUGUUAUAGCCACUUGGCAUGAUAUUCCGUGUCAGUCACUUCGUUUAGCUGCCAAACGUGGAGUCGAUUCAGUUUGUUAUACAUUUUUAAUGCCAUUUAAUGCAUUUUGGACUGGAUUAGGAUUUACACUACUUCUUUUCAUUCCCGCUAUUAUUUUCGCUGUUAAACUGGCUGGUUUAUAUCGCAAAACAGAGAAAUAUAGUCGCGAUUACGAAGAACCGGAUUACAUAUCAUAUCAUGGCUUCUAUAUGAGACCACCAACAGAUUAUCAGGACAAUUCACAGAAACCCCGAAACAAAUCUCGUAAACAUAAAGGUAUGAAUGAGUCAUUAAUUUCUCUUCUAUUUUUCCCUGUUUUUGAUUUAUAGUAUACACACUGUUUUCUAUUGCAUGCUGUCAUAUUCAACUCGGGAAUGUCCCGUCUUUUAUUUGCUUUACAUAAAUGUAUAUCAAUGUUAUAUAUGUGUCCAAUGUAGACAUAUUUACAUAUGUCUGUGAAUGUUGUUUUUCGUUAUUCUUGUUAUACUAUCUUACUACUUUAACUGUCAUUGUCAUUGAUUUUCAUUUUAAUCUUAUCACUUUUCCAACAUGGUUGUUUUUAAAGCAAUUAGUUGUUUUGGUUGUUUUUCCCAAAACUAUACUGAUAUGAUUUUCGUUCCAUAUACGUUAUGCUUGUAGAGGAUGACGGGGAGUGGGUUGGACAUAGUAAAAUAUUUGGUAAUGUCGACCAUGAUUGUGCUGGUUUUUCACUUUUCAGUUUUGCUCACACUUACAUAUUUUUUUUAAAUUUUGUAUCCAGUGCAGUUUAAGUGUUAUUUAUAAAUUUUUGACUGAAAUUGUUAGUAUUUAUGUAUAUCAACAUUUCUAUAUAUCAAUUACGCGUAUAUUUGUGUUUUCAAGCCAGAAAAAAGACAAAUUUCUGUCCGGCUAAGUUAAAUAAUAGUUGUAGAUCGACAGGCACAAAAUCGAUCCAUUAUUUUCUAGUCAUUCUGGUUCAAGUUCAAAUCUCUCUUCGUCUACUUCAUUUUGUUCAAUUUUGUAGCAACAAAAGCCAAGUACACUAAUAUGGUACCUGGUAAAUAAGUUAAAUAACACUAGUAUGUUCCUAAUAUUUAUAGUAAGAGUGUGUUAAUUGUGUACUAAUAAUAUUCUAGUGAACUGACUUAUUAUAAUGCUUUUUUCUUGUUCUGUAAUUGAAUUUACUAUCUAAUAUAAAAUACGUCUUCGAAAAAAUUUUAUAUGGUUACAUAAUUUAAUUCGUAUCACUAUGUAUUUAUCUCUGGGUUUUAUCUCAUUUAUCUGAAGUUUUAAAUACAAUUAUAUGUUGUUUUAGUUAAUGAAGAAAACUCUCCUCAUAACAUAAGUUUAGAUACUGAAUCAAGUAUGUUGUAAAUGUUAUUCUUCCUUAAAAUAUACUAUUGAAUUUUAUAUUACUUUAAGAGGAUUACAUCAAAUAAAUUCAUCAUCUUGUGAAAUAAAACGUUCUAUGUUCUGUAGGGAAUAUUAAAAUAAGUUAAAGAUAAUAAUGACAUUUGAAAAACAAAUAUAGUUAGGAAGUCAAUAAGAAAUAAUAUGAAUAUUUUCAAUAGUUAGUCUUCGUCUUAGUAGUAGUAGUAGUAGUAUUUAAUACCUUAACAAUUUUUUCCUUUUACACUCCAUACCAACCAUAACACCCUUGUAUGUGCAGUGUUAAUAACGACACAUCUUCAGUUGCACACUUGUUGAAUGUCAAUAAAAUAUCAACAUUUUUGGUUUCCUUACAGCAAAUUCUGUUUAUGAAUAAUUAAGGAUUUUUGUAAUACGAAUCAAAGAAUAUGUGCUCGAAUAAACCGAAUGUCUGUCACAUAACAACAUAUCAACAUUAAUUAUCCACAGGCUUAUAGAGGAAAUGGAACUUUCAGGAUAACUUUAUGUUCCGUGCAUAUGUAAAAUUCAAAAUGGAACAACUCUAUCUAUUCAGUAGCACUCAAUAAUCUUGAGGUACGUAACAAACCAAACUAGACGUGAUGACAAUCAAUCAGGUAGCAACAAAUCUUAUUGCGGAAAUAUAAAUUAGCGAAUUUCAUAGUGGUUAUCCUUUAAAAAAAGAACUAACAUGUAAUAAUAGAAAACUACAUAAUCUGAUCUCUUUUUGGUAACACUUAACUAAUACUCACUAAAAGAAUGUAUCACUAUUACGACUUUAUUCACUCCUCAAUCGGUAUAUCUUUUAUGAUAUCUGUUAUUUCUUUCCUAACUUACUGACGAUCAGUUAGUGUCUUACUACCACAUUUGUCUAAUAACUUCUCAUUUAUAAAGUAUAAAUAUCUGUCGAAACUUAGUAUCCAAGUAUCUGUUUGUUUAGUUAACUCCAAGCUAUAAUAUUUUGUUUAAGCGUUAAUAAUACUUCGAGGUUGCCGAAUCUGGGAAGGGUUUUAACUGUCAACUUCGUUUUUGUUAGUUAAGUGGGGUUAAUCAACACUCUACAGUGUUAAAAUAAGUUUCAUCUUGUCAUUAAAAAGUCUUGAAGUACGUGCUGAUUCAAAUUCAGCUAAGGCAAUGCAACCUGUAUUUCUAGACAAUUAUUCGACUUGAUCUCUAAAAACUUUAAAUAUAAUUCCUCAGUCGUGUUUGCAGCAUGUUCAACUGAUCAACCCCAACAAGGCACCAAACAAGCUUAUGCGAACCACUGACAGUCUCAAUUGCAGCACAAAAGUAAUUUUGGCACAAAUUACCUUUACACUUCAAAUCACGUGAUACAUUUUCUGCCUUAAGCAAGAGGAGAAAGUAAAAUGGUUUAUUUGUGCUCAAUCUAUAAUCAAAGGGUGACUAACAAAUGAUCCGAAUAUAAUGUGAAUAGUGCAGCUGCAGAAAAAUAAUUUCAGUGAAAAGUGGAGGAUCACAUGAAAUAACACAAACCUAUCACCGUUUUACCAGCGUUAGGAAUAAAGGAUCCCAAAUCAUUUUGUCGGGGAGAGGUCAUAGGCGGGACAAGUAUUAAGUCCUACACCGAGGUUCUAAUUCAGUUGACUUUCUUCAGUGUGCUCUGACAUAUAAUUAUGUUUUUUAUUUGAAGUCUGUUUUUAUUAGCUUUAUUCAACAUUAUAUUUUUGGUACAAUACAGAAUUCUUAGUACAAAGUAUUCAAAGAAGUUUCCGUUUCUUACUUCUUGGUCGAUACUGACGAUAAAUAUUAAGUGAUCGCCAAUUAGGUUGUAACUUGUACAACGAAAGAUCGUACACUUUUAAGAAACGCACCUGAAUAGGUUAUGCGAAUAAUAGGCAUAAUGAUGUAUUUGUUAUAACUUGUGCUCUAUUAAGUUCUAACUUAAUGAUACCACCAAUUAGAGCAAGGAAAUUUAUCGACCGAACCAAUGACUCGUAAACCCGUACGAGCAGUCUAGAUUCCUUAUCGGCCCUUCUUCCUGCCUAGCCCUGUCUGUUAAGUUCAGAACACCAAUCUCAGCCUCUGCGAUAUGAAUCAUUUAUUUCAAUCACACUGAGUCAUAUACAAACGAAACAGAACACAUCGUACCAUAAAAUAGGAAACAACAUUUGUGCAAGAUCUAGCCAAAAGGGGCUGUAAACGUGGGAGACUGUAAUUGACAGAUCAGGUAAAACUCAAGAGCGGUAAGUCGUAUAAUAAUAGUCCAUGAGUUAAAAUUAAGCUUAUAAUAUGCAUAGUUUAACCACUUAACAAUCAUACAGUAAAAGUAUGUAUUGUAUUGGUCCAUAAAUGGUUCCCAAAAGUUACCAUAAUUCUCGUCGGGAUAUAACAGUAUUAAAGCAAACGAAAAUCGAAAACUUGUUGAUAUAUCUAGAUGGCAGGAACCGGUAGUCCUUUUCUGUUAAUGUCGUGUAUAUAAGCAUGUAAUUUCACCGAAUAGAAUACCUAUUCUGCGGGUUAGUGUUUUUUCUUCUGAUAUCAAUUGAUUGGGAGCUCACAUUGAUAACUCUGUUUUAUGAGCAGCUAUCACUGCAUUUCAUCUAUCGGUCGAUAUUCUUCUCACUCAUUUUAUCAACUAUGACCAUCGUGUGCUUGCUAAUUCCUAUUUUAUAACAUAACUUGCAACAGUAAAUUGUAGUUGUUUACAAACUUGUGACUAUUGUAUAUGCUCGGUUUUUUGAUAACUUUGCUUUCCUACUUAGAUUAACAUAUUUUUCUAAAUACUUGAAAGUAACUGGAACAGGUUUUAUAGAGUUUUAUCAGAACACCUUGUAGUAACUUCCAGAUUUUUGAAAGGCUCCACACAAUCUCGUUAGUAUCUUUGUGUAUUAAGUUGGUUUUUGAGAAGCCUAAAUUAACAUUUGAAUUUGAUUGGCAAUCAAUUUCUACCCAUAAACAGGAAGUCUUCAGGAUUUUUUCAUCCCUGUCUUAUUUUUCAAAGAAUAUCCAUCGUCAUAAGCUGCAUAUAUAUUCAUAUUACUUUCCAGUAAUUUUCUUCGUUUGUAUGCGUGUGUAUGGAUGCAUUUAACAGCUGAAUACGGACGUUACUUGUUUAUGAAUGCUUUAGUUUUUUGGCAAUAUAACAUUUCCAUUGAAUUUCUAAUUGAUUAACCAACUCACUUCAUUUCUCUCUACUGUAAUCCUUCAAUAUUUAUUCUAUAUAUAUAUAAUUCUGAUGUUGCUACUUAUGUUCCCGUCAUCUCACCGAUUUCAAUCUUUUACGCACCGACUGUUCACUCCGUAUUUUUACACUAACCCACUGGCAUACUUGUGUUCUCUUUUAUUUUUCUUCAAGUUGCUUCUGUAUUAUAUUAUCACUAUCAUUUUCGAUCAUUCAAUUUCUCCGUACUUUUAUAAUCACAGAGUCAUUUACAUUUUUUAUCAUCUGUAUAGGUUAUGUGGCUGUUCCGAAUCCAGGAGCAUAAAAGGUACACAACAGUUUCGAGAAGUUCAUAUUUUUACAAAAACAAAAUGUAGUGUUUUUCUUUGGUAUCAGCUAUGCACCCUCACCUUCCGAGUGUAUUAACUUUACUUUUUUAUGGUGGUGUAAACAAUUAACUAUAAACAACUAAUGUUAUUUUCUUACGAAGUUAGCAAAUCUCUUUUUGUUACAAUACUCCUAAUUGGUUUGCCUGUAUGCCCAAACAGCUGUAUUUAACGCUCAGAUAUUUGCUACAUAUUGUGGGUUUACAUAAUUACCAAUGGCUUACCAUAUGUUCUCCAAAUUGUUUCCCGUUUAUCGCUCAACUAUGUAUGCUUAUGUAUCAUAACGAUCCAUCUAUCUACCAGCUACCGUUCAUUUAUGGUUUUCUUAAAACAGUCAAAUAACUGAUAACAAGUGGAACGAGGCAGUUUAAUACUUUCCUCAGUAUAUGGCGGGCAUGGUUAAUCAUAUGUAUGUAAUGGUUAAUACAUUGUGAGUAGUACAACUCAACAUUCAGGCAAAAGUCUGCACGCCGAACUAUGAUUUACAUAUUGUAUGAUGAUCUUAGAUUAAUUGUGAACCUUUUGUAUUCCGAUAGGAUUUUAGAGCAUUAGUACUGUGCUUCAUUUUCAGACUUUAUUAACAUAUAGGAAUUAUCAUUUCAUAAUGUCACAGUAAUUAUCAUCACUUCAUUUAAAGCUAUAAGCUAACAUACCUUUCAUCUGAUAACAAAAUACGAUAGUUCAUAUUCCUAAAUGUUGAUUAAAAAUGUUAUCGUUCAUAGAUAUAAUGUAAAUUCUAUGAUUCGCUAGUCAUGAACUACAUUCUAUGAUCAUUUGAUAAUUGUAAUAAUGGUUCAAGCGAAUGUUUGUCACUUACUGAUUUAAACUGGGGCCCAUGCACACCAUUGGUUGAGAAUCAGUGUUUUCCAACUUCCCUAGGUGGGUUCCCCAUAUCCACUGAACCGGUUAUAGUGCCGGACAUUCGCUUUUCGUCCUCUCAAUUUCAUAAACAACAGCCCCACCGCGGUAAGGUAGUGAGUAGGACUUCCCUGGCAGUGGUUGUAUACACGUGGUCAUGUGAGAGCAUUUCGAGUGGAAGAGCUGACUUUGCCCACCCUCGGCCGUACCGGGGGGGGGCUAGAUACUUUUAAGUCAUAAAAUAGGAAUCUAGUUGUUUAACUUUCCUGCUCCCAUAUAAAUAUCAAAACAAAUGGUAAUGUUAGUUUGUCAGUAAAAUUUAACGGCGUAUAAUCCUUCACAAGCGAGGAAGUUUUUGCUUCCUCUUGAACUUUAUCAUACAAAUUUUCAGUUUGCCACUAUUUAUUUCGAAUAUAAUUUAACGUCUUAAAAUUAUGGAUAUAAUGAGCUUUUAAUUUCUUUCCACUUUCAUCUUGUGGCUGGUAGCAAUAAACACUUAUUUAAUGUAGUAGCUCAUUUUGAACAUAGCUCGAAACACUUUUUCGUGUUUUUUCUCCUAACAAUUCGUAUCACUUACUUUACGUACGUCUGUUACCCUUCCUGGCCUAUAAGCUGUAGACCAGAAACCACCAAUUAAUUCUAUCCUGGGAUUUUCUUUCCAGUUGUUGACAAAUAGUACUUACUUGUUUGAUUUCUGCCUCCAAUUACCGGUGCAAUAUUUCCUUUGGUUUUUACCUUGAGUAUUUUCAAGUUAUGGCUUGCCUCGUGAUGAAGUUUGAUGAUUUCCACAGUGUUUUCUAUCCACCUCAAAAAUAUUUUCAGCUGGUUUAUUCUCCGUCAUAGUAGGUUAUGGCUGAUAGUGUCUGAUCAAUAGAUCUCGAGUAUCUUGUGUAGACAAUUGUUUAUGAAUACCUGUACACUUUUUUUGAUGAUGAUUCUCCUAAUUUUAGCUCCUUACUAUAGAACUGUUUUAACAUUAUUUUUGAAAAUUCUGACUUUGAAGUUGGCGGACACUUGUUUUGAUUUCCAGGCGUUCUUUUUUUGUAGAAAUGCUGCCCUCCAUAUCUGCAUUAAAUUUCCCUUACUUAUCGAUGAUACUCCCGUGGUAUUUAGAGGCUUUUAUCUCCUUCAGAGCUUCACCAUCAAGUGUGAUUAGGUCGAUGCUGGCUGCAUGAUAUUUUCAGGAUUUUGCUUUUUCCUCGUUAAUGUUGAGGCCUACUGCUGCUGCUCUAGCUGUCUUCACUUGCAUUUAUUGCCGUGUAUGUGAUCGGAGGUCUAAGUCGUCUGUUAAUUUGAAAUUAUGUAGCUGUAUCCAAGCUGUAUAUUGUAUUCCGUGUUGCCUCUGAGAUGUAGAGGUCUUCAUAAUUCAAUCAGCCAGCAGAAGGAGGAAAGGAAGCAAGAGUAAGCAGCCUCGUUUAACACUAGUCUACACUUGUAAUGCAUCUAUAAACUGCCCUCCGUGCACGACCUUGCACUGUGGUCCGUCGUACGAAUUACAUUUGAUGUCGAUGAUUGCAGGUACACCAGGGUCGAAGAUUCCAUAAGAUUCUCCUAUCCAUACUGUCAAAUGCUUUCUCAUAGUCAAGGAAGUUGAUGUAUAGUGACGGAUUCUAUUCCGUUGAUUGCUCAACGAUGAUUUGUAAUGUCGUGAUUCGGUCUGUGCAUGAUCGAUCCUUAAUGAUUUCUUCGAUUGUGGGUGGAGUGUCAUCUAUAAGAAGGUCUUUGUGUGCUGCUUAGAUGUCCAGUGGGUUCAGUAGGGCUGGGGUUUCACUUAACUUAAUCAGAGCGAGGUUUUGUCUUCUCAUUUCCGCAGUUACUUGAGUGAUCCUCCUGAUCUCUCACAUUGUGCGGGCAUUCCAUUACCUAAAUCAAUUUUUGCUGUAUUAGUCAAAAAGAGGAAUCGGCCUGGUUACUUCCGAAUUAUAUAUGCUUUUAGCAUAAGGCGUCAUGACUGUUCUAAAUGAAUACCCUUCAACUCUAAGUGUAGAGUUUAAAAUGAUUUUUUCCUGUUUUUUUAAUACAUUGUUUUAAUAAUGAAAAUUAACUAACUAGCUUUGCACGGCUUUUCCACUUACAGAUUUACUCAUUACUUGGUGUGUUUAUGUUCACUGCCUAAAAUAUAAUAGAAUUGGUAAAAAUAUUCUUACGCUUUUCAAAUAUAAACUAGUUAUGCUAAGGACAAUGUUUUAAACCCAUGUUCAUUCGGACCGAUUAAGAAAAUAAAAGGAAGAGAAACAGCCCAUAACGUUGACAAUUUUAUUUACUGGGUUUGCUAAUCAUGUGGUCGAAUCUUGUGUUAAGUAUUGGUGACCGUUUAACUUUUGAUAAACGUAUCAUUUAUCAACCAAAUCAAUGUUAUUUAACUUUUAUUCCUCACUAGUAGUUGUCCAGUUUUGUAUAUCUCUGUUCGUUCAUCAGCAAUGAUUUUCUUAAAAUUUCUUUCAAAGUUCUUUGAUUCUUACUUUGUUUGUAUGUUUUUACUACACAAUGCACUAAAAUGCUUUAGCUUUUGUCUUUUCCUAAUCCUUAUGUAGAUCAAUAUUACUUUGAGGAAAUUUGUGGGUAUAUUUUUAACUGCUUCAUACGUGCUUACUUACUCGUUGCAACGUAAUGUCUUUUUUAACCUGAUAGUAAUGAAGCAUUUUGAUAAUUUAACCAAGUUAAUUUGACAUCCUUGCAAAUAGUUAUAUUCACGAAAACAUCAUUUUCAUGUAAUGUCAUCUACUAAUUUUCUUGAUGAUUUAUAUGAAUACCAAGUAUUUAUAAUAUUCAUAUUCACUAUAACAUAGUCAAAUCCACAACAACACAUGUUUUAUACGAUUAAAUGCUGAAAAUGUAUUAUCAUUAUUUCCGUAUAAUAUUAAUUACGUAAUAUCUGUCACUGGUAGCUAUGAAAUUAAAAUACAACUUGAAUGAAGAUAUAUUUCUUUUCAUUUGAUUCCUUCUCAUAAUUCUACGCAGAUAUAUGCGUUUGUAUUUAAGUAUAAAUUUUGGUUGACCAACUUAACUCUACAUCUCAAUGUUAAUUUAGUAAUAGCUCAAUAAACGCGAAAUUAAAACUAAAGCUCGACUACAUAGUCGAUUAAUUAUUGCAACUAACUACGUAAGAAUAGGAAUAGAAAUCAGGUAAGUUGGAAUUUAAACGAACAUAAGUAUUUAUUGGAACGUUUAGAAAUAAUUAAAAACGGGUCCCAAACGAUUCGUUAAUCAGAUUAACAAAACACAGUACGUAAGAAUAAAGUUAGAAAAUAAUGUUAAAUAAAUUUUAUAAGGCGUAAUUAAGUGAAAGACUAGGAUACAUAAAAAGGCUGCACACAUUUUUUUUAUGUACAAUAAAACCAAGUUUAUUUGUGUAUAUUCUAAUUGAAGUCUGGUUUGUGUAUGAGAUGAUUUCUGAAUAAGUUCGGCAAGAUUUUCUAAAUAACUUUGAGUCCAUGAAAUGACUAUUAUCAACCAUUAAAUACACCAGAUUAGAGUUUCUUGUGAAAUCAAUAGUUCUUGGAAUCAUAAACGUUUUCCAUGAACAAGUCCAAACCUAAUGUAGUGUUUUAUUUGUUUAAUUUAAUGCAAUUAUUAAUCAUAAUAAUGUUUCUAAUUUGCUAAUAGCAAAAUGCUGACUUUUUUUGUUUAUUUCUCUUUCCAAAUUGCAAUUUCAUUUUAUUGUAGUAAAAAGUCAAUCCAAUGGAUCUAGCGCGCGGAAUUCCCAUUCACAUUAUCAACAAUUAUCUGUUUAUCCAUAUGAUGCCUAUGAGUAGUAUAGUGUUGGUAAUCAUAAUAGUCGUUGUAGGUUCAUAAGUCAUAACAAUCCUUCAACUCCUUUACACAAUAAUUACUACGCAUACAGAAUAAAAUUGCUCUUGUUCCUUUUGUACACCUUUGAAAACAAAAAAAUUCAUAAAGAUUCAUUCCCCAUUAAUAUUGUGCACUAAUUAAUUGCUUUUGUGUUAAUCAUCAUAAUCACAUAUUAAUAUUUGGUCAUCAGUUUCUUUCCUCUUCCUCCCUCUUUUCCUGCUAUUCUCUCUGAUCCAUAAUUGUGAUUAGUAAAUAUCACCAAAAAACGAUCUGUAUAUUAUAUUUCAUGUUAAUCUAUUCAAAUUCCAUUCUUCCUUUUAUUAAAACAAAAUAUAGUGUCCAUUUAUUGUUGAAUUUAUUUUCUCACACAUGUUAACAAAACCAUUUAGUGUUGUCUUCAUUUUUAUCUGCGUUAAGGAAUUUUUAGCUUGAUGUUUUGUUGAUUUUCAAAUUCAUUUUUCCUACUUAUAUUGUCGCUGUUGUUAGCAUAUAUUUGAUAGACUUUGCAUACACAACAUGUAAGUGAUUAAUAGUAGAUGCAUGUUUGUACAUGUGUGUAUUUGAUUUCCUUUUAUGUGUUUAUUAUUCAAUUUUCUUCUUUGUUUGUUUGUGUGUAUCGCUCAUAAUUUAAUUUUAUACUGUUCUUCGUUUCGUUGUAUAGGUCUAUGUAUAUGUUUGUCGUCUGAAUUCCUCUUUUUGGCUUAUGUUUAUAUUCUUACUGUUGUCAAUUUUUUUUAUUUUUUCUACUUGCUUCACCUUUCUGAAAUUAUAAAUAAUUAAUUCUGCUGGGUUUUUUCUAUUUUUAACCAAUAUAAUAAGUUGUCUUUAUAUUUCCAUAUUGUUUGGAUUAAAAAGUCUUUAAAGUAAUACUAUUAGUUUACAUUAAAUUUUUAUGUGUAAAUUUCUCUCUGUAUGUAAGUUUUUUCCAGGAAAGUGUAGGGGUUUGUUAGUAGAAGAUUUCAUCAAAAAGAAGCAAACAAAUAAAUAAAUUUGAACUAACUUAUUUGUAAGGAAAGAAACAACACACAAACUCUGCACAUUGAAUGAUUUUCUUUUAAAGAUACUAUCAGUAUUUAUACAGAAUACAAUUGUUUAUUACAUUCUAUUUGGUAAUAGUUAUACAAGAUGAAAACAGUUUUUUCUAAAAAAGAACUGAUUAGACAAUACUUCAUUGUUCCUCAUCUUGUCUUUUUUUUAAUUGAAAGGAAUUUUUUCAUGUUUCUCAUUUGUUUAAUAUGUUUUAUCAUAACUAAAUUAAUAAAUUGAUUAAAAUUACUACUGCUUAUAUCCCCUUGCUAAAUAAAUAAAUUAUUUAGGUAUUUAAGUAGAAUUAGUUAGUCAGCACUUCUGAUAAUCUCAUUAUUGAUAUUAUAAGUGAUUCGCCAUGUAAAUAUGUUUAUGACCUAGUUCAAUUUUGAACUAUAUUUUAUGUGUAAAGAAAAUGUCUUGUUAUUUGGCUACCUGCAUGCGAAAUCGUUGGAAUCGCAUCCAAAUUUAUGAUGUGAUGGAGUAGGAAAUCAAAUGUUUCUUUAAAUAAUAAUAACUGAAUCACCAAGUACUAUCUGGUUACCUAAUUCGAAGUAGGUAGGAUGGGAUUCGAACGUACAACCUACUGGUUGAAAUCUGAUUGGUUUAAUUAAUAAACCACCAAUUCUAUAUAAAUUGUAUAUGUAAUAACAUGCUACAAGAUGAUUUCUUGGCUUUAUCAUAUGUUUUCAAUUGUGAUUGAUGAGCUUAUGCGUUUCUAGAGUGCAAAUUAAAAAAAAAGAUUCUAUACAAAAUGGAAAUCAAUAUAUUCCCGAUAUAAUUAUUGAGUGCAUACCAAUUUACGGACAUUACCAGAUUAAUAAAAAAAAAACAGUAUUACAUGUAAUAGCCAGAGAUAUUGGGUCAAAUUCUUUGGAAUGAUAUGAUCCACUAGUUGUUUUAGGAGGAUUACAACAAUGAAAGGCAACAGUUGGGAACCAUGAGUUCUUAUCAGGGAGAUCAUAACAUUCUAUUGGUGUAUUAAUGUUAUGCAAAAAGUCAUUCCCAGUGCUAUUACAAAGUAAUUCUAGUCAUCUACAACCACAGCAAAAUUUAAUAUGAUAGGUUUGCUGUGAUGCAAGUGUUAAGUUGUUAUCUAAUCUACUGAUUUAAUUAGGUAGUUAAAUUAACGUGAGGCAUAAAAUAUUUCCGCAGAGGUAAUUUUGUUAUGCUUUGUAAAAACAAUCGGUGAUUUAUGCUGAUUAAUACUAUAUUUUACAUAUUAUCUUAUACGUACAGUUAACUGAUCCAAAUCUUUAAAAUUGAGAGUUUAGUAGUUAGCUAUAGAGGAUGAAUAAUAGAAAUAAUUAAAUUUUAUCAAAUGAAUCGUAUAACUGAUGACAUAUCCGUCGAUUGUCGAAUGAACCAUUAUCAAUUUAUUGUUAGUCCUAUGAUAGUGUUGUCAUAUGAUAAAUAGUUUUUUGCUCAGUAC